AUGGCUGAUUUGUGUGGAACUCCUAUGCGUCCUUCCGAUAGUUGGUCGUCGACUGAAGUUCGUAGUCUUCAACACUCUCAUAUGUGGACAAUUAAAGGAUUCAGUCAGUGUGAAUGUCGAUAUUUGGAGACAUCUCUACGAAUUAAGGAUUCGGCGGUUUUCUCGUGCACUAGCGCCAAGUUCAAGGCUAAAUUCUCUGUGUUCAACACAAGGAGUGAGGAAGUGCCUGCAACUGUCUAUACGGGAACUCAGCAGUUGAAUGGAUAUUUUGAAUACAUUCGUCGUGAUGUUUUAAUCGGCCAUAUACAGCCAAGUGAUGAGAUUCAACUUCUUUUGAACUUGACCAUUGUUUCUGAUACAAUCACUAAGAACAGUCAAAAUGUUAUAAGUCCUGUGGUUCCUGAGCCUCGCCCUUCUGAGUUGGCUAAAGAUUUGGAACAAAUGUUUGGCGAUACUAGACAUUCGGACUUUACUAUUAUUUGUGAUGGCGAUAAAGAACAUCGUGAAUUGCCUGCUCAUAAAGUUGUUUUGGGAGCUCGUUCACCAGUUUUCGCUGCUAUGUUUGAACCUCAUACAGAAGAGGCUCAAAAAUCGGAGGUUCACUAUAACGACAUAGAUUUUGAGGUUAUGCGGGAGAUGCUCUUCUAUAUGUACAGCGGGACUGCACCAUCGCUUCAACAGAUGGCCUUGGACUUGCUAGCUGUUGCUGAUCGCUUUCAGUUGAUUGGACUUAAAGAAAUGGCAGAUCAAGUACUUCGUAAUGGACUUUGUGUUGAUAAUGUCUGCAGGAAUCUUGUAUUGGCGGAUAUGCACAACGCUUUGGAGCUUAAACAAGAUGCUUUGCGUUUUAUUGCGCAAUAUUCUAAUGGUGUUAUUGUUGGUGUUUCCAGGAGUACUUGUUGUGGAAAACGUUUAUUGUUUUUGUUUAUUUUUGUUUAUUUUUUUUUUUUUUUUCCACAAUAA
Meloidogyne enterolobii is the source of this 963-nucleotide messenger RNA. The record is from the annotation of a GenBank genome assembly. Lineage: Eukaryota; Metazoa; Nematoda; Chromadorea; Rhabditida; Meloidogynidae.